AUGCCAGGCCCGGCGGUGCUCUUUGUUGGGAAUCUACCCACUGUGGCGAAUGCGCAGUACGUAGAGCGUCUCUUCUCCGCCUACGGCCGGGUGCUGCAGGUGAAGGUGCUGCAGGAGGGCACUACUCCCUACGCGGAGGUCACCUACGGCGCCGUGGAUGACGCCGAUUCCGCCAUCUCCGCACUCCACACGCUCUACUGCGCCUCCCCCGGACUCCCGCUCGUCGUGCUUUACCACCGCAACAGCCCCGCCGUCUCCGCCUACGGCAGGCGCGUGGGUGGUGAGUACGCAGCAGCGGUGCGUAGCUGUCGUGAUCCAGCACAUGUACCGCUGGAGGCAUUUGAUGAGCGAUUUGAGCGCACAGAGGUCCCACCACCACCAUCCGACAAGGAGAUCCUUGAGGGUAACCGGUGGAAUAGCCAUUAA
Messenger RNA from Trypanosoma theileri, 426 nucleotides. Its product is annotated as putative RNA-binding protein. NCBI's taxonomy places the organism in Eukaryota, Euglenozoa, Kinetoplastea, Trypanosomatida, Trypanosomatidae. The transcript has a single exon. The record is from RefSeq and is a predicted model, not a curated record. Gene Ontology annotation, molecular function: RNA binding. The coding region runs from base 1 to 426 and encodes 141 amino acids.